Umbelopsis ramanniana AG is the source of this 629-nucleotide messenger RNA. RefSeq lists its product as uncharacterized. Gene Ontology annotation, cellular component: Swr1 complex. Gene Ontology annotation, biological process: chromatin remodeling. The record is from RefSeq and is a predicted model, not a curated record. The coding region runs from base 25 to 477 and encodes 150 amino acids. Gene Ontology annotation, molecular function: nucleosome binding. NCBI's taxonomy places the organism in Eukaryota, Fungi, Mucoromycota, Umbelopsidomycetes, Umbelopsidales, Umbelopsidaceae. The transcript is spliced from 4 exons.
CUUUUUGCAGCCGAUCUCUGCCCAAUGUCCAAAAAGCAACCAGAGAGAGCAAGAGCGCACAAAAAUGUAUACGACAUAGAAGCACAACAGAAGCAUCUGCGACGCCAUUUAGAAUCAUUAGAGCGAGACAAUCAUCAACCGCUGGACGAUGUUGAAGGACUUGUCAGCGUAGCUUUAGCACAUAUUGAAGACGAUAACUCAGGGCGAAAACGUCAGAAAAUAUCGCGAGCCAACCCAUUCUCCACUAGGCAAAAUUUAGGCGCCUUGAUCAUAGAAGCAAGGCUAGACCUACUCCCACCCGACAUACCAACUUAUUUGACGUGCAAUGCAACUCCGUCACAAUACCCACCUCGACAAUUUUGCUCUGUAUGUAGCUUCCAGAGCUCCUAUAGAUGUAGUAAAUGUGGAAUGAAAUAUUGUUCAGUCAAAUGCUUGAGAACACACGAAGAAACGAGAUGCAUGAAGUGGACCAUAUGACUUGUUGAACUACAGCGUGAUGGAACAGGAAGUGACCCCGUCAUUUUCUGUUGGAGACAUAAAACAACUGUAAUAUAGAAUGGAGUGGUAUUCAACGCUCCAAUGAAAUAAAAUUGGGCUCUAAGAACCAGUCCAUGGUGGAAACAUAUGAU